This is a messenger RNA of Terrapene triunguis (Three-toed box turtle), 2668 nucleotides long. It is a transcript of the gene PKIG, whose product is annotated as cAMP-dependent protein kinase inhibitor gamma. Gene Ontology annotation, cellular component: cytoplasm; nucleus. Gene Ontology annotation, molecular function: cAMP-dependent protein kinase inhibitor activity. The transcript is spliced from 2 exons. Gene Ontology annotation, biological process: negative regulation of cAMP-dependent protein kinase activity. NCBI's taxonomy places the organism in Eukaryota, Metazoa, Chordata, Testudines, Emydidae. The record is from RefSeq and is a predicted model, not a curated record. The coding region runs from base 2386 to 2568 and encodes 60 amino acids.
AAGUCCUUUUUGAGGCAGUCAGUUUUUAGCCCUGGCUGUGUCCCCUUAAACUCAUCAGUCAUGAGUGUUGCAGCUGCUUUUCGGCUCACGUGCCCAGGAAAUUCUGUUUAAUUUCUUUCUGUGGCUGGUGAGAUCUGAGGCGGGACAGGAGUAAGCAUGCUGCUGCUGCCGCCAAAGGCUCCCCUAGUGGCCUGUUUGCUUUAGAACUCGAUACCCUGCCUAGCAGGCUGGGCAGGAUCCUCUGCAUAGGCAGAGAUCAGCUCAGUCCCUGAGAGAUGGCAGUCCGGGUCCCUUCUGAGCCAGAACGCAGAAUAAGCAAGACAAGAGAUGAACGGAUUUCAGUAUAUGGCUACUGCCAAAAAGUGAGUUACGAACAAUGAGCAAAAAGAACAGGAGUACUUGUGGCACCUUUUGCGGAUACAGACUAACACGGCUGCUACUCUGAACAAUGAGCAGUUGCAUCAGGAGGCAGUUCCUUUUUCUGGAUGUCAUUUCCUGGCACGGGUCCAUCUGAAUGUGGCAUCUUUGGCAGCUCGAAAAUUCAGUGCUGAGCAUAGCCUGUGAGGGAACUAAAUCAUUUUCCGCCUCACACGGAGCUUCACCUUAGGGGCAUUUAACCACAAGUCAUAGAAACAGGUGGGUGCUGAGGAACUGAAUUUUAGCUUAAGUCAGCAAGGCACUGGUAAUCAGGAUCCCGCUCACAGCAUUUGCAGCGUCAGCUAAGUUAAAGCCGUUGCUUUCAGUGGCUCAGAAUCAGAGAGAGAAAUAACUAAUAGUCUCUUACCUGCAUGCAGAUAUACCAAAUAAAUGCCUAGUAAGCAUGAACAGGAAUCAAGAGUGCCAGAUUUCCAGAGCAAAGGCAGAAUUCCAAGUGAAUUUCACAGCGAGCUCCGUGCUUAAAGACAGUGUGGUUUUUUCAUGGUCUCAGAGCCUGACAAAGUCUCUGAACAGGGUGUGCUGUACAAACGCUGGCAAGUUACAGUCAACUCAAAUGAAAAGGAGCAACUUAAAUACAAACCACACCAGAAAAGGAGCUGGCUCAUGGAGUUAUUGACAUGGCUGAGAAGAUCUGGCCGUUCUAAAUAGUUCUCAGAAGCUGAGCACAGAAAUAAGCCCCAGAGUCAAAUGUCCCAGAAAGAUCAUGGAAGGUUUGAAUUUCACACCUUUAAUUCCUUAUCGCCAAGCAGUUUAAAUGAACACUUCAUUAUAUACAUUUCAAAAUGAAACUGACAAACAAAUGUCAGCUGAGAUCAGUAUGGACUCAACGACCUAGCACUGCCCGCUCCAAGGGCCUUUUAGAGGAGAUAGAAAGCAGACACCCUGACGAUUUGUGGGUCCAAAUUCAGCCAUGGCAUACACACGCAGAACUCCACUGAGUGCAAGAGCUGAAUCUGGCCUAGGAUCAAAGAUCCCAUGAUGUUUUUUAGGAACAGAGGAAAGUUAGGGACAGGGUUCGGUAACAUUGGAGCUCAAGUCAUUAAAACCAAACCAGUUUCCAUUCCCUCUGCAGACUCAGGAUGAAACCUGCUGUCCUCACAUGCCUUGCUCUGACAUUAGACCAAAUGCUAGCAGGACUUUCUCUUUGCUGCUAUCUGUUCCAUACCCAUCAGAGGAAACACAGCCGAGUCGCAAGUCUUCUGUUGUGUGGUGCGCACAGACAGGUUUUUCAGGUGAAAUUCACCCCCAGCAUGAUGACUGCUGCACCACUUCAGCCCUAUAAGUGGAGCUGGGCAGACGGGGCCAUGGGUGAAGCAGCCAGGUGGUGGAGGUGGGGACUCCAGACCUGUUCCAAAUAGACUGGUGUGGAAGAUAGCAGGGCAGCAGCACUGUAGUGAAUUUCAUCCAAGGGACAUCUCUGUGCACAACCCACUGCAGAAGGUCCUCCCCUCCCCCCAGCCGCCACUGACUAUCCUCAUAAGAAUGUAGCUGGAAACAGCAAAGAUAAAGCUUUUUCUGCAGAAAAGGGUGCAGCCAUUUCUCAUUAUGUUAACUCCUAAAGGAGAGGGCUAAAAAGGGACAGUCAAGUGCCUCAUCUUCUUUGCUUCCAACUGCAGAGAGUGUAAUAAUGGCCAGACACACAGGGGUGCUGAUAAGAGACUGAUCUUUAUUGUCUGGCCCCACUCACCAGACACAGGUCAGUGUUACUAGAGAUGCCCUUUCACACAACAAAGGGUGUUCUCCUGCAAAUCUAGUGGCUGGUAUUAGAUGGCCCAAAGCAAAAUUAACCAGAACUGUUUUUUUUUCAUGAUGCAGUUAAACUCCAUGUGAUCAUUUAACCUGAGGAGCUCAGAAGAGGAUGUAGCGAGGUUUCUCUGAGGACCCCUUACCUCAGCACUGUCUCUUCCCCACAGGGAUUCCUAUGCAUUUGGAAAUGCAAGCGAAGUAAUGGAGAUUGAGCCCUCGUACACUGACUUUAUUUCCUGUGAUCGCACUGGGCGGAGGAACGCUAUCCACGACAUCCAAGGAGACGCAACCUCCAUCAGCAUGCGGAAGCUGGCAGGCGACAUAGGCGAGCUCUCCAUUGAAGGAGCAGGUGAGUGUGCAAGGAAACCAAGCUGCUGCUUCUGAGAAGGAACCUGAAGCGAGACUUGAGGGGCAAGAUGGCACCCCCCCAUCAUGAGCGCCACAGGAGUGAGGGGGGGAAGGGGGAGGAGGAGGAAAGAACUGU